Molecule: messenger RNA, 3387 nt
Organism: Oryza sativa Japonica Group (Japanese rice)
Lineage: Eukaryota; Viridiplantae; Streptophyta; Magnoliopsida; Poales; Poaceae
Source: RefSeq, a predicted model, not a curated record
GACAGACCGUACACUGCUACAGUGCAGUAGACAACGAACUUCCCACUUGCGAGUUGUAGAUGUGGUUUGCCAUGUCAAUCUUCUGUUUUCACAUAGCUUCACCGAACUUCCAUACACCGAUUGAUUGUAAUUAAGCUUGUUGUUCUCAGCUGGGCCUCUGAAUUAAUCUCUCCUCUAGGCGUCUUUUGGUAUAUAGGAGUAUCUCGGCUUGUUUGGGUUGCUCUGUACAAAUGUGCUGAGGCUUGGGUUCUAGGCUGGCUUACCUAUAGCUAGUUAGCUUACAUGAUGGCCGCCGGUGGCCACGCUGCCGCGGAGCACCGCAUACAGAUACCAGCUGCCCCGGCGUCGCAGUCGGGACCAGCUGAUCAUAAGGCGGUCGCCGCGGCGCCGGAGAAGUGGCUGAAUUACUUUCUUCGCUUGCUCGCGGUGAUCGAAAGCGUGGGCAACGCCUUCGGCACGCUGGCCUUCACCUGGGCCACCGUCGUCCUGCUGGGUGGCUACCCAACCGUUCUCAAGCGCGAUUUUGGUAUUGCGACUGCGAUAAUUUUCCUAGAAGCCACGAGGAUGUUCACCCGCAACAAUAGGCUGGAUUAUCAAUUGUUCUUCCGGACGAGAGGUGCCUUUAGACCACUGGGCUGGAACGGGCUGAUGGUAAUCGUAUUCUUCUCCGUUUCUAUGGUGUCCACGGUUGUUUGGGACGCACGCCGGCCACGUAUAGUAUUUCCAAUUAUGGUAGUAUUGUUUGCGGUUGGCCAGUUUCUAUGUGCUGGAGUUCUAGGACUGCGCCUACGUAUCAACAGUCGGUUACGCCGUCAGAUGUCGCUGUGGAGCCCCAUGGUUGCAAUCUUAUUGCUGGCUUCCUGUAUUUGCAGAAGCUCGCUACUGGCCAUAUGGAUAGUAUAUGGUGUGCUCCUUGUGGUUGUGCUCCUAGUGACUAUUAGCAGGUUGCAAUUCCCAAUUAUAAUCAACCGAGUACAUGGUGCUUUGGGCCGCAAAUACGUAUUUUGGCGCCCAUUUAUCCUAUACUCGUGCAUGCUCGCUGCAAUUGUGUUGCCGAUGUUCAUGAUUGAUAAAUUAUAUCGAUAUGCGAUCAUCGUCCUCGACAUAUCUGCCUUGGUCAUUGUGUCCUUCGGCAACCUACAGAUUCCAGCAGCACUCGUGCGUGUUGUGCUCGCGGCGUUGGGCUUUGAUCAAGAGGACUACGAUGGUCACGGUGACACGACAAAUCUUCCCCAAUCUCUAACUAUCUUCUAUGGGAUGGUGCUUGGACAAGGACUACUUUACAUCAUUGCCGCAGUAUUGGAGGUCUUCUCGUUCAUCCCUCGGAUACACCUCGUCCGCCGUGGUGGAUUUACAGGUCGAUGGGGAGCAGAAUCUGUUGAUAUGUACUACGCAUACGCCUAUGACAAAUACAUGGAAGGAGGUCUGUUUGCUCCAAAGAGGAUCAGCCUCAGCAACUUUGCCAUGGAUUCUCUGAAUUCGGACCUGUCCAAGAAUCAGCUAUACGGUGUCCAGAUGAUGCAUAUAUUUCUGCAAAAUGGUCUGACCAAGGCACGGUUGCUGGAGAAACUCACCACUUCAACGCAGACGAUGGCCAGGUUAAUCAGCAUGUUGGACUGGAGUAGUAGACAUCAUCGUGCAACUAUCAGGUUAUAUGCCGCCAAGGUCACUGCCGAGCUUGCAAAGAACCUCCGAGUUGAAACUGUCCCUGGGACACUGCAGCUUGUAUCUACGCUUCUGGAUGCUGAUGGAAAGCCAAAAAGAGGACACCCACUCCUGGAUGCAGAUGAUGAUCAAGAUCAUUUUGUUGAUAUAGCAGAUAGACAAGAUAAAAGACAUGAUAUAGCUGGUAACCAAGGGCAGAGACGAGAGCCGAUUGGGGACACCAAUAACCUGCUGGAAACACCAACCCGAUCAACACACAUCAACGACCAAAGAUACAUACCUAGAAUUUGGCAGAGGAUACUGGAGUACUGGUCGAUUCCCAAGGAGCAGCCAUUGACAGACGAUGAUCUCCUCCCUGCACUAGGCAUGUCAAUCAUUUAUAGCCUUGCUGGCUGUGAUCAAAAUAAUUGUGUGGAAAUAGACAGAGUAACUGAUCUGAUCCCCAAUAUAAUUGGAUUCACAAGCUUCAGAAGUGCAAUGGUAAAUUCCGAAGCACAACAGAAGGUUCUCUUAAAGUCAUCGUUGAAGGUACUGCAGAGGCUCACAAGCAUUGAAGGGGAAAUUGGCAUAACACUGCGGUACAAGAUAUCAAAACAUCCCUUCUUACUGCGAAACCUUGCAGAGAUCUUGCGAGACAAUAGCAGCAACAAACAAGAACUAAGGAAGCUCGUGGUAGGAAUCCUCAGAAACCUUGCCAUUGACAGACACACAAGGCAAGAGAUGGGACAAAUGCAAAUGCUCAUUACCACGCUGAUCAAGGCAUUCCUCGAUUUUAAAGGAUUAUUUAGUUCAGAUGUUGAUUGCUUGCUGCCAAAGGUCGCCGGGCAAGCAUUGGUAAUGCUGUCAUCAGAAAAUUCGCAUAACUGCUUUGUUAUGUUGAAGGAACCAGAUUUCAUUCAUAAACUAAAAAAUAUGAUCCUAAUCCAUGGUGAUAAAUACAUAUAUGUGGCAGCGAGUCUAUUGCGUAAUAUGUGCCUGUAUGCUCAACAUGAGCUCACAGAAUCAGACCAAAAGGAACUAUCUCACACAUUGCGAGAGGUGUUGGAAAGAAUAAUGGACACUGAAGGGGCAGAACUAGAAAUCCUCAUUGGCCUUAGUUCACAGAUAUGCAAACUCAUUCCUGAAGAAUUUUCCCAAGAGCUAGAGCAUGGACAGAUUAAGCGGAGAUUCAUUAAGAGGCUAGUGGACACCCUGAAUGCAAACAUGAACCCAAGUUCUCAUUGCCCUGGGAUCCGGAGGGUGGUACUUGAGCAAUCCAUACACAUGAUGGAGUACAAUUCUCGCUAUGCCAAUUAUUUCAAUGAAUACCAGAUGAUGGAUGCACUGUCGUUUGUAGAAUUGACACCCUCAAGGGCUGAGAAUUACAUGGUUUUCUUGGGUGACGCAGGUUUCAUGGAAUGUAACACACCUCUCUCUGCCCUAGUGGACAGGGCAAAAGAACUGAUGGGUCGUCAGUGGCUGCAAGGUAUCAGCAGUGCCAACUGAAAAAAAAUAAAAUGUUUUUGCAUAUACAGUCAGAAGACCUUGCAUAUUGUUAGUGCAGGGCAAACAAAGUGAUUCUGCAUUUACAGUCAGAAGACAACGCAUGUUGCUAGAAAGAACAUAUAUUUACCUUUAAGAUGAGCAAAGGGUAUUGUAUCUGUACAUCAUGAAUCUUGCACUGUAAUCUGUGUGCUAUUGAUGAUUUAUCCAAUUAUCAUUUGUUGAGUGGCCAUAUUGCAA